GAGUUUUAUUGAAUCGGUGGAAAAACUUUUCAUGCCGCUCCUAGACUAGCCAGCCUUUAUAUUGGGGGGAAACCAUCGUGUCACACCAUAUCCAUUUCUCCAACAACAAGCCAACCAAGCACACGCUUUUAUUCAACAUGACUAAGAUUUCCGCCAUAUUGAUUUUGUCCCUGUUGCUAGCAAUUUGUUCUGCUAAACCAGCUCCUCAGUUCGGUGGAUUUGGUGGAUUUUUCGGCGGCAGUGGAACUGGUGCUGGAGCUGGAACAGGCAACGCAGGGCCUGGCGGAGUUUCUGCAUCUGGAAUCGCCAUUUCCAGCGCUCAGAAUGGCGGUUUUGGCACUGCUAGUGGAAGUGGAACUGCUUUCUCCAGUCCCUUUGGCCUAGCAGGAGCCACUGGGACAGGCCAUGGAUUCAGCUUUGGAAAAUAAACUUUACAUUUCUUUAAAUUUAAACUACCCAAAAAACCAUGUACAGAUAGUUAUUCAUAUAUUCCAUGCAUCUGAAAGCGAUUACACAUUUAUCAAACAUU
Daphnia carinata is the source of this 529-nucleotide messenger RNA. RefSeq lists its product as uncharacterized. Bases 138 to 428 code for a protein of 96 amino acids. NCBI's taxonomy places the organism in Eukaryota, Metazoa, Arthropoda, Branchiopoda, Diplostraca, Daphniidae. The transcript is spliced from 3 exons. The record is from RefSeq and is a predicted model, not a curated record.